This is a messenger RNA of Strongylocentrotus purpuratus (purple sea urchin), 984 nucleotides long. Its product is annotated as arylsulfatase. The transcript is spliced from 6 exons. Gene Ontology annotation, molecular function: arylsulfatase activity. NCBI's taxonomy places the organism in Eukaryota, Metazoa, Echinodermata, Echinoidea, Camarodonta, Strongylocentrotidae. The record is from RefSeq and is a predicted model, not a curated record. Bases 92 to 898 code for a protein of 268 amino acids.
UUGGGUGUACAAUCGAAAACUUUACAAAGUUCGAUCACCAGCAAGUAAUGUAAACAAUGCAGUUUUUUGCCUGUAAUUCAAUCUGAACUGGAUGAAAAUGUCAUCAUUGAAAUCAUGGUAUUCUGCUCUUGCUGUUAUCUCAUUAACUGGGUGGUGUACAGCAGACCUAGCGAGAAAGCCGCUUGAUAGACCAAAUAUACUUCUCUUUCUUGCAGAUGAUAUGGGAUAUGGAGAUCUUGAAUCAUAUGGUCACCCUAGUCAGGAAUCUGGUCCGAUUGAUCAGAUGGCCCGUGAAGGCAUGAAGUUCAGUCGAUGGUACAGCCCUGAUGUAUUAUGUAGUCCAAGCAGAGGUGCUAUGCUUACAGGUCGCUUACCAGUGCGUGUGGGAUUGUAUGGACCAGCCAGGGUGUUUGAGAUGUCCACUAGCUAUGGCCUUCCCAAAUCAGAAACAACUAUUGCUGAAAUGCUCAAGGAACAGGGUUAUCACACUGGCAUGGUCGGCAAGUGGCAUCAAGGUAUCAAUGAGUUCUCCCACAAUGAUGGUAAUCAUCUACCUCAUCAUCAUGGUUUUGACUUUGUAGGUCAUCUACUACCUUUCACUAAUCAUUGGAUGUGUGAUGAAACCAAGACUUACAUUGAUGCACCUGAUAGGUAUUACUGCCUCCUCUACUACAACGACACCAUCAUCCAGCAACCACUCAGCCAUAGGAACCUGACACAGAGGCUGGUAGAAGAUGCUACAUCAUUCAUCUUUGAUCAUCAGGAUGACCCAUUCUUUUUCUACUUCUCCUUCCCUCAAGUCCACACUGACAUGUUCAGCAGUCCAACAUUCAGCGGUUCUUCAAAAAGAGGUAAUUGGAGAAUUUGGAAUGUUUAUAAGUCAUUGUUGUUUUGUUAAUGAUUUAGAUAGGUGUAUACCGUUUAUGUAAAUAUGAUGAAAUACAGUCAAACCUGCUUCAGUGACCACCUUUUAAAAAGACCACC